AUGGCUGCGUCUUACCGGUGUGGCAGCCGCACUGUGAAUGCAGUGACCUAUGAUGAUGUUUGUAUCGACUUCCCUUGGAAAGAGUGGGCUUUGGUGGAUCCUUUUCAGAAGAAUCUCUGCAAAGAUGUGAUGCUGGAAACCUUCAGGAACCUCACUGCUAUAGGCUACACCUGGGAAGAGCAUAUGGAAGAACACUGUAAAAGUUAUAGAAGAUGUGGAAGGCAUCCUUGA
Molecule: messenger RNA, 231 nt
Organism: Microtus oregoni (creeping vole)
Lineage: Eukaryota; Metazoa; Chordata; Mammalia; Rodentia; Cricetidae
Product: zinc finger protein 431-like
Exons: 3
Coding region: 1-231 (76 amino acids)
Biological process (GO): regulation of DNA-templated transcription
Source: RefSeq, a predicted model, not a curated record